CUAACACGCAAAUUACGCAAGAAGACGGCUUCAGACAGCAAUCAAAUGUCCAGUUUGUCAGGCUAGCUUUCAGAUCCCAGAAGAGGACACGUUUGGCGGCCUUCCUGCAUCUUUUCAUCUCAACCGACUGGUGGAUCUUCUUGCUCUAAGGGAUGGCAAUAUAGAAUCCCAGCAAUGCGGCAGCUGUGAAGAAAACAACACUACAACUUAUUACUGUUUCGAGUGCCAGAGCUUUCUCUGCACAACUUGUUUUGGAGCCCAUCAGCGCAUCAAGGCCACAAGAGGUCACAGAAAUAUCUCUGUCGAGAAUAUGCAGGUAGACGAUGUUGACGAGUUGAUUCGCAGACCAGUUAUGUGUUCAGUGCAAUAUCACCAAGAUCAACCGCUUGAAUAUUAUUGUAAAGACUGUUACGUUUGCACCUGUAUAAAGUGCAGUGUUGUGAGUCAUAAUCGACACACUAUGGUUGAUAUGCAGAAAGCUGCAGAUGAACAAAAGGUGCAAAUAGUGGAGACUCUAAAGAAAGUGAAAGAAGAAGUUGCCAUUUUUGAAAAGAAAAUGAAGUACCAAACCGAGUUAAUGAACAAAAACAAAGCACAAAUAUCGGCUGCCAGAGAGAAGAUGAACGAAACUGUGGACGACUGUAUCCGCUUAUUAACGGACCAUAAAGCGAUGAUGAAUGCCAAAUUCGAUGAAAUUAAUCAAGCACAUCAAAAAGCUCACACAACACACCUGGAAAACUUCCAGCUCACUGUCACUCAGUUGGAAAGUUCUCUUCAACAAGGUGAAAAUAUCUUAGAGAGGAAUAUCAAUGCUGAAAUUUUGCAAACGAAGCCAGUGAUUAUUAGACGCUGCGAGGAUCUUUUAAAUGCAAUAAAACCUUUGAUAUACAAACCACCACGAGUUCAUUAUGUGGUAGAACAGAAAAUGGAUAUUUUGGAUCGAGUAGUCGUAAGCCAUACGGAUCCCUCUUUGACACUUAUCGAAGGACUAUCUGGGUAUGAGACAGAACAGAUGGAGACACAUUUUACCAUUAUUACGAGAGAUUCAGAGGAAAGUCAGUGCUAUAAUGAGGAAGAUCACAUAAGAUGUGAUAUUCGCAAUUACACAGAGAAUAGCUUGGAAGCAGAUGUAGAGUUUGAAGACGACGAAGAAGGUUGCUAUACGGUUAUGUAUACACCAUAUUGUGUCGGAUUAUAUGAGGUGAAGUUUGAGGUUAAUGGACAACCGCUGGAUAGUAGUCCCUGGAGGGUACAAGUCAUCCCACAUCAGUAUCAGUUCGACUUUAGAUUUGGCUCGAGUGGUAAUGGACCUGGACAGUUUAAUGGUCCUUAUGAUAUUGCUGUAAGUGAUAAGACAGGAACUAUUGCCGUAUCUGACUAUGAAAGUAAGAGAAUUCAGCUGUUUGACUGUGAAGGCCGCUACCUGAGAGAGAUAAGGCUGAGGUGUAACUGCACCUCAUUAGACUUCACCAAGUCCGGUCACAUAAUUGCCCUUACUCCUGGUGAUGUUCACAAGAUUUCUUUGUUUUCUGAGGAGGGUCAGUUUGUCGAGUACAUCGACAAUGAGCACUUGAAGUUUCCUUUUCAUGUAUCCACUGAUAAUGAAGAUUACAUAACGAUAUGUGAUCAAGAGAGUAAUGAAGUCAUAGUCAUCACUCCUGAUGGAACAGAGUUAGUGACCCGCAUCACUGCUUCAGAGCAUGAACAAUCAGUAACAUACGCCAUUUACCACGAAGACACAGACCGUUUCUUUGUCUCUGAUUCUAAUGCUGAUCUUGUUAAUGUUUUUGAUGAGGACGGAAACUUUCUUUAUGAAAUUGGUCGUGGAAGGUUACUUCACCCUGUUGGACUUGCUUUUGACAAAUUCAACAAUUUGAUUGUCUGUGAUACUGGAAACCAGAGACUUAAAGUAUUUACCAUUGACGGAGACUUUCUCUCAGAGACUGAACAAUGUUUCCACACACCGUAUUUUGUUGCUGUGUCUACAGGAGGGGACAUCCUAGUCACUGAUUACGAAAAAAACUGUGUUUUUAUCUUUCAAUAGACCUAUAAUAGCGAAAAAAGUGUUAAAGAUGAGUCUUACAGCUUGACUUUAGGGCACAAUCAUGAGCACAAAACAAUUUUUUUUAACAAAGUAAAUAAAGAGAAAGCUCGGGAGACAGUAAGUAAUGAGAACUUUAAAAUAUUUUGACAAUGCUGGCAUGACCAUUGUGGGUAUGCAUUACAGUUGCUCUGUUUCUUCUUAUUUUCAUUGUUAUCAUCAUCAUCAUCAUCAUCAUCAUCAUCAUCAUCAUCAUCAUCAUCAUCAUCAUCAUGACGGUUGUAAGAACUUAUGUAUGCCAUAAUAUUUUGCCAGACUGGGGCGUGAAACGUGGCCCAGACUACGUGUAGGAAUAAGUAAUCUCUCCAGACUUAUUAAAAGCUAAAUAAAUAAAUGAAGUGUAGUGACCAAAAAUCAAUAUCUUUUUUUAUUACUGUUAUUAUUAUUAUUAUUGAUAUUAUGAUUAUUAAUGUAAUUUGUGUCCAGAUUUAAAUGCACCUGUAAAAACAAUAAUCUUUCUAAUUUUUACUGCAGUGUUUAUCAGGUCUUAGGUCUUUGGUUGAGUUGUGUUGCUAACUCUUGUCUAUUUCUGUCUUCAGUUGGAACAUUUCAAAUGGUUUGUUAUUUUUUCCCAUACUAGAUUAUUUUGCUUAGGACAGAACAGAUCAUUGUACAUGCUGUUUGUUGUCAUUGUACAGGUUUUACAACUGAUGGGGAGUUUAAUUCCCUUUGAACUGCUGGACAUUUACAACCAAUUUCUGUGGUAGAGAUAAUUAAAAUGUCAAGAAAUGAAGCACGACACACGUGUCCCAAUAGCAUUGCUCGGGUGUUUCAACUGAGUAGGCAAGGAAACCCAUUACGUCAACAUGCAGCUGUUCCUGUAGAGGAUGUCAUGUGGAUGCAUUCGCUCAUGUCACAUGACUCAGUUCCAUUUGAGAGAUUCUUAUUUAUCCUGAGAAGAAAGCUGAUUCCCUUUAUGCAUGAUCCACACCCUUAGAUUAGAGACAAGCCAGAAGAAUCAGAAGAUGUGAUGAAAUCAAUAAUGGCCAUUUACUUGUACAGAAGAAAAAUUGAAGAUCUCAAACAUCACCCUAGUGAUCCCGCAAACUUUUCGGAGUACCUGUACCAACCAGAGAAAGGUGCUAAUGGUGAACGAAUCCACCACCGUGAAGACCAUAACCACCUUCUCAAAAAAUGCAUAGUCUCUCAUCUUCAUGAAGGGCUUACUCCAGACAUUGAUUUAAGAUACCUUAGAGAUGCUCUGCAUGACCCUGCUACUGGUUUGACAUAUGAGGCGCUUAAUGGGAAGAACAAGCAGUCAGUGCCUGACUGUGAGCGGCUCUUUGGUCUCGGAGUCAUUUCAUUCCUUGAAUGAAAAGGUCAUAUAGGCGGGGCCAGCAUUAUCAGACGGAUCCACAACUGGCACAAAGCUGUUGAUGGGAGAGGACUUUCCGAAGAACAGCGCUUGACUUACUGUAGAGACAUGAAAGAGUGGUUGCUAUCAGAUUGGAUGCCAUGGUACAGUUCUCAACCUGACUUUAGCACUAUUGAUGUGAACAGAACGAAGCUAAACCGUGCCUUUCUAAAGAGUCAUGGUAUGACAGUUCUGGUGAAAUGAGGGAUAAUGUGCGUCUUUGGACCCUUUCA
Stylophora pistillata is the source of this 3688-nucleotide messenger RNA. RefSeq lists its product as uncharacterized. The record is from RefSeq and is a predicted model, not a curated record. Lineage: Eukaryota; Metazoa; Cnidaria; Anthozoa; Scleractinia; Pocilloporidae.